Messenger RNA from Fusarium sp. VM40, 2502 nucleotides. The record is from the annotation of a GenBank genome assembly. NCBI's taxonomy places the organism in Eukaryota, Fungi, Ascomycota, Sordariomycetes, Hypocreales, Nectriaceae.
AUGUCUCUCAAGCCUGACGACCGGUCCCGAAAGGAUCGCUCUAGGUCGCGCUCUCGCGACCGCCGUUCAAAGAGCGACGCAUCUGAGCGCCCCUCUUACAGCGAUACCCGGGAACCGAGCUACAUCUACCCAGAGGACGACUUUAAUGAUCGCUAUGCCAGUCGUCCAGGUGCACCUCAAGCAAGCGGCGCUCUUCCAUACCCCGAAGAAGCCGGCAUCUAUCCCUCGAUUCCAGGAAACCAAGCUCAUUAUAGCUACGACUCCCAACCGCCCACCUAUCGAACCGCCUCUCCGCCUGCUGAUUCACCAUACCGUUCCUCACAUGACAGGUUUGAUAGCAACCUACCAGGCGCGUUCCCAGACGACAACCGCCGUGAGAAGAACAGCAACCCAUACGGCUACACUAUAGCGCCACAGGCCAAAGAGGAGCCGGACAAGGAAAAAUUCAGCUUUCUGCCCCAGAAGUACAUGCGCAAGCUCACUGGAUCUCCAAGCGACGACAAGGAGAAGGACAGCCGGAAUCGCAAGGACAAACAUGACGACGAUCUAGCCUAUGGAAAGCCACCUAUUCCUCUGCGACCCAAGGGUCCGGCAGAUGACUUAGCCUAUGGUAAGGCGGCGGGAGUUCCUUCAACGGCCAGCCAGGUCAUGACAACGUACAACCCCACCCCAGCCUCCGACGACCAGUAUUAUGCUCAGCAAGCGCCUGCUUACGGAUAUCCUCAUCGCGACCCUGCCAGCCCUUCUGUUGAUCAGUAUGGGUCACGCAAGACCAAGGACGAAUCGCGCUAUGCCGAUACUUAUGGCUCAAGCAAGACAAAAGAAGAUCCGCGCUAUAGUGACACUUACGGGUCGAGCAAGACAAAGGACGACUCGCGCUACGCUGAUACUUAUGGCUCAGGCCCCAAUGUUAUGACCGUUGAGCCCAGAAGCCGCGAUGAGCAUAAGAGUCGUGAUGAUGACAAACACCGCGAGCGUCGUAGAGACAGGUCAUCUGGCCCUCGGGGUAGCUCAGACCGCCUCACGGUUGACUCAAGCGGCCGAAAACGUGAAAAGUCGCGAGAUAGGUCUCGCUCACAUCGGAGGGACAAGUCACCCUCGCGAGAUUCUCUAGGCGUGGAAAAGCACCGACAUAGAUCACGAUCCAGGGAUGGACAUCGUAGCCGAAAGGACAAAUCCCCUCACCCUCCGACAGAGAGGAUGUCAGGCCUCAGUAUCAACACUGGACUGACAGUCGGCGGCUUGGCUGCUGGUGGUCUUGCUGGCGCGUCCCUGGCAAAUGCUCCCCCUUCGCCCAUGCUCGAGUCCUAUUACGGUACUUACCAGGAUAUGUCUCCUAUGCCCUCGCCUCUGCUGCUUGCCUCCAAGUUCCCAGGUGAUGACAACAGGGCUAUGGAAGCGCUCUCCCCAUUAGGUUCCGACAAUGAGGGAGAUAGCAGGCGCAAGAGCCGACGGGCCCGCUUCCACGACUCUGAAGACAUCACAACUCAGCUUGCCCAGGCCCUCAAGGGAAGUCACCGACCUGAAACCGAGCCACUUAUUGAGAUCCUACCAAGCUUGACUCAUGAUCAAGUGAUGAAACUGCGCGCCGAUUACAAGGCGCUCGUCAAGACGGGCUCUGAACGCAAGGGUGUCAACAUCGCCAAGCAUAUCCGCGCUCGUCUCAAAGAUGAGGAUCCGCUUCUGAUGAAGGCUUGCUACUCCGUCGCUCUAGGCAUGUGGGAGAGCGAAGCAUACUGGGCCAACUUCUGGUACCAGGGAGACAAGACUCGCCGAGAACUUCUCAUUGAGUCUCUCAUGGGCCGCACCAACAGCGAAAUACGUUACAUUAAGGAUUCUUUCACGGACAAAAAGUAUGACAACAGCCUUAUCAAGUGUAUGAAAGAGGAGCUCAAGGAGGACAAGUUCAAGAAAGCUGUCCUCAUGGUACUUGAAGAACGACGCAUGGAGGAGUAUGAUCAUUAUGGCCGUUUGUUGCCGAUUGACUACGCUUUGGUUGACCAAGAUGCCGCCGAACUGCGUCGAUCUGUUAAAUCUGAAAAGGGUGGCGAGACAGCUAUGAUCAACAUCAUUGUACAGCGCAGUGACUCUCAUCUCCGCGCAAUCCUUCAGGAGUAUGAGCGUCAGUACCGUGCUAACUUUGCACGAGACGCUCUCAAGAAGAGUGGCAACCUUGUGGGUGAACUAUUGGCCCAUAUCCUCAACGGCGUUAUCAACCGCCCUGUUCGCGAUGCUCUUCUCAUUCAUCACGCCACCUCGGCAUCUCGUAAGGACGGACUCCGUCGUGAGCUGCUUAUCUCGCGUCUUGUUCGAUACCAUUGGGAUCCCCACCACAUGCGCGCCGUCAAGCAAGCUUACCGUGAGCGCUACAACAGAGGCAUGAGAGAUGCCGUUCGCGACGCUACAUCCGGUGAAUGGGGACAGUUUUGUGGUGAAUUGUGCAUUGCGCGUAUGCCUGAUGAUGUGAGGAAGUUUGACAAAGUCAGCUACAGUGUGCGGUGA